GAGCAGUACCUCCUCCUCCUCCUGUCGGACUCGAACCUGCCGACGGGAGGCUUUGUCGCCUCGUCCGGCCUCGAGUCGUGGAUCCAGCACGGCAACCUCGCCCUCGCCGCACCCGAACCUGCGCCCGCGACCUCGUCCGCCUCGCCCGCUCCGUCGCCUCAUCUCCCCACCGCCGCCCUCAAGACCCGACCUCAGCCAGAAGCGGCGCUCCUCGCGUUCGUGACACACUCGCUGCACUCGUACGCGAGGCUCAACGUGCCCCUCCUUCGGUCCGCCCACGCCGCCGUCUCGUCCCUCCACUCGUCGUCCUCGUCCCCGCCUCCCGCCGGCGCACCACCACCCGCCGACCAUGCCCGCCCCUCGCCCACCGACAUCGACACCGCCCUAGAGCACGUCCUCGCCGCCGACGCCCUGUGCGAGUGCAUGACGCUCAACCACGUGGCGCGCCGGGCGAGCACGGCGCAAGGCGUCGCGCUACUCACGCUGUACGAGCGCGCGCUCGCGCCCGAGCUACCACCGCCGGGCGCGGUCGACGGCGGGAAGGGAGCAGCGGCGGCAGGCGAGGUGGUGGCGAGGUACAGGGCGGCGAUCAGGGCCGGGCAGGGCGGCGGAAAGGCGGUCGAGGGUGGGAACGGGCACAUGAGCGUCGCGUUCGCUGUCAUGACGGCCGCGGUCGGGCUCGGACUAGACGCCUCGAUCGACCUCUUCCUGUUCCUCCACGCGCGGUCCCUCCUCUCGUCGGCCGUCCGGCUCAACAACGUCGGGCCGUACGUCGCGCACCGUCUCCUCCUGUGGGACGUCAAGGCCCUCGUCGACGGCGCCGUCGCUGCGACCUCGUGGAAGAUCGCGUGGGGCGCCGACGACGGGACGGGCGUGCAGGGCGGGCCCGUGACGAGCUGGCCGCUGGGCGAGAUCAUCGCGAGCCGGCACGACCAGCUCUUUACGCGCGUCUUCAACAGCUAG
Molecule: messenger RNA, 963 nt
Organism: Rhodotorula graminis WP1
Lineage: Eukaryota; Fungi; Basidiomycota; Microbotryomycetes; Sporidiobolales; Sporidiobolaceae
Exons: 3
Molecular function (GO): nickel cation binding
Source: RefSeq, a predicted model, not a curated record